This is a messenger RNA of Diutina rugosa, 1191 nucleotides long. RefSeq lists its product as uncharacterized. The coding region runs from base 1 to 1191 and encodes 396 amino acids. The record is from RefSeq and is a predicted model, not a curated record. NCBI's taxonomy places the organism in Eukaryota, Fungi, Ascomycota, Pichiomycetes, Serinales, Debaryomycetaceae. The transcript has a single exon.
AUGCUUCGCCAGGGGUUUUUCAAAGUGCCGCUGCUGCCCGGGGCGUGGCUGGUGGCGAAAACUGAGAACCCGUUGGUGCAGCUGAUAUGGAACACCACCGGUGUUUCAACUGUCAAUUUGGCGGUGAAUGCCCCGCACACGUUGCCAACACCGUUGAAACCAAAAGCUCAGUUAAACGCUGAGAUUGCUCAGGCUAACCCUGAUGCUGCAGGUUUGAAACUUAAGUUGAAACAAACGUUUGGGUUUGCCAAACAACUUCUUAAGUUUUACAAAAAUGGAAUCGUCAACGUCUGGAAUAACCAUAAGUUUGUUUCAGAUUUACAAAAGAAGACGUACCUUUUGGAAGCCGAUGCUACAGGGGCCGAGGUGCGGAAAAUGCCGACGAACUUCCUGAAACUCACUGAGGAGUUACUGACAGUUAUUUACGAAAGUAAAUCUCAACUGAAGUCUAAGUCAUCAUCGAUGACGUCAUCACUGCCAGAAGCCAAUUUAUUCGCCAUUUCCCGACUGGACUACCAAACCAUCCGCCGCACCAAAAAAGAUUUUUACAAAUUACCGUCAUUUGCCGUGAUAUUUGUUAUAUUUGAGGAACUGACGCCGUUAUUAUGUUAUUUCUUACCUGAAGUAACUCCGUCGACGUGCGUGUUACCUAAUCUCUUACCUAAGCUUUGGGGGUUCCCCAAAUAUACGGCGGAAUUAGACCAAUUAAAGCGUCAACGGUACCAAACUAUCGACGAAAAAGUUAAUGGUGCCAUGCAGACGGCCUACCUGAUCCCAUUAGACGAAGCCCGCUUGCUUUGUCGCGUCUCACGAAUUAUUCCGAGAUUAAUUCCGAGCAACUGGUACCCGGAAUCGACCAUACGCCAACGCCUCCAACAAUAUUACAACUACCUCGUCGUCGACAACUACUACUUAUCCGGGUUAAACGGUAACGGAACUCUAUUUGACCUACUGGCGGAGGAGUUAGCCGAGGCGUGUCUUGAACGACAAUUGAUCGAAGAUAUCAAUGUUUUUAAACAGAUAUCCGAUAUUGCUGACCCUGUAGCUCGAGAACUGGCGGAGUUGGAGCUUCGACAGAAGUUACAGGCGAAAUUGGCCAAGUUUAUCGUCGAUUUUGACCAGUAUAAUAUUGGUGUUCUCGCGAUGGAUACCGGCAAAAUCGAUGCCAGAACCGUCGUCGAAGUUAAUUAA